AUGUCUGGACUCUCGCCCUGCGGCCGCGGCCGCUCUACAAUUGCCCGCUCCAGCUGCGCGGCCUUAGCUGAAGUCAGCAUGCCACGUGGUGUCUUCCAUGCAUUGAGAGAAACUCUCCCAUCCACUUCCCUUACUCUUCUCUUCCAGGAGAUACAGCACACAGAAGAAUUUUUCAUCAAACCUGAAUCCCGAGUGGCUCAGCUGGACACGUCUCAGUGGCCCUUGCUGCUGAAGAACUUUGACAAGCUAAAUGUGAGGACGACUCACUACACACCUCUCCCCUCUGGCUGCAAUCCCCUGAAGAGAGACAUUGCUGAAUAUGUUAGGACAGGUUUCAUUAAUCUUGACAAGCCAUCCAACCCUUCCUCCCAUGAGGUGGUUGCCUGGAUCCGACGCAUCCUCCGGGUUGAGAAGACAGGGCACAGUGGGACCCUUGACCCCAAGGUGACGGGGUGUCUGAUUGUGUGCAUCGAGCGAGCUACACGGCUGGUUAAGUCGCAACAGAGUGCAGGCAAAGAGUAUGUGGGAAUUGUUCGGCUGCACAAUGCUAUUGAAAGCGAGAUUCAGCUUUCCAGGGCAAUAGAAACUCUGACCGGUGCCCUGUUUCAGCGACCUCCCCUCAUUGCAGCCGUUAAGAGGCAGCUGAGAGUCCGAACCAUCUACGAGAGCAAGCUGGUAGAAUAUGACCCCGAGAGGAGAUUAGGCAUCUUCUGGGUGAGUUGUGAAGCUGGCACCUACAUCCGGACGCUGUGUGUCCACCUGGGCCUGCUGCUGGGGGUUGGAGGCCAGAUGCAAGAGCUCCGGCGGGUGCGCUCAGGGAUCAUGGGAGAGAAGGAUCACAUGGUGACGAUGCACGACGUGCUGGAUGCCCAGUGGCAGUAUGACAACAACAAGGAUGAGAGUUACCUGAGGAGGGUCAUCUUCCCCCUGGAGAAGCUGCUGACUUCACACAAACGGCUGGUUAUGAAGGACAGUGCGGUUAAUGCCAUCUGCUAUGGUGCCAAGAUCAUGCUCCCUGGUGUUCUGCGGUAUGAAGAUGGCAUUGAGAUCAAUCAGGAGAUUGUCGUCAUCACCACUAAAGGAGAGGCCAUCUGCAUGGCCGUUGCCUUGAUGACCACCGCAGUGAUUUCCACCUGUGACCAUGGCAUCGUGGCAAAGAUCAAGAGGGUGAUCAUGGAAAGAGACACUUACCCCCGCAAGUGGGGUCUUGGUCCCAAGGUUGUGGACUACAGCGCUGCUGUAAAGAAAGAGACCGAAGCCCCAGCAGCAGUGGCCGAGAGGGCACCAAAAAGGAAGCGAGAGAUGGAGAGUGAGAGCGAAGAGGCAGCAGUGGCUCCGUCCCCCACGCAAUCAGAGGAGCAGAGCAGGAAGGAGAAGAAGAAGAAGAAGAAAGAGAAGAAGGCCAAAGAAGCUGCCGCUGGGAGUGGAGAGGAGCUAAUGGAAGUGGCCAGUGACACCAAGAAGAAGAAGAAAAAGAAGAAACAGAAGGAAGCUGAGGAGAGCUCCGAGUAA
This is a messenger RNA of Pelodiscus sinensis (Chinese soft-shelled turtle), 1512 nucleotides long. The record is from RefSeq and is a predicted model, not a curated record. NCBI's taxonomy places the organism in Eukaryota, Metazoa, Chordata, Testudines, Trionychidae.